Messenger RNA from Lucilia sericata (common green bottle fly), 2216 nucleotides. RefSeq names its product cAMP-dependent protein kinase type II regulatory subunit (gene Pka-R2). The record is from RefSeq and is a predicted model, not a curated record. Bases 878 to 2020 code for a protein of 380 amino acids. Lineage: Eukaryota; Metazoa; Arthropoda; Insecta; Diptera; Calliphoridae. The transcript has 10 exons. Gene Ontology annotation, molecular function: cAMP-dependent protein kinase regulator activity. Gene Ontology annotation, biological process: regulation of protein phosphorylation. Gene Ontology annotation, cellular component: cAMP-dependent protein kinase complex.
AGUCGUAGAGAAGUCGUUGAGUGAAGUGGUUUUUAGGAUUCGGUAUUCGUACCAUUUAUAAAGUAAUCGUCUACGAAUAUCAAUUAAAUAAAAAGCAAAAGUAAAAAAAGUAUGUGUAUUUGCAAAAAAAUGUUUUAGUAUUGAGUGGUUACUUAAUAAAUUUAAUAAAAAAAAAAAUUGAUUCACACACAAUUUAAUUGAUAAUUUUAGAAAAUAAAUAAAUUUUAACGGAAAAAUAUUUACAAAAUAAUUCCAUCAACAGGGUCGUCAUCAUUUGGACCACAGCAACAACAACAAAAUAAAAAAAAGCAACUUACACUCUCAUACACAUACAAUUUAAUUUAAAUAAAAAAACAAAAUAAACAUCAAAAAAAUUCUUCAACUUUUUCUUCUGCUUUACUUUUUGUUAAUAUUUUUAAUUAACACAAAAAAAACCAAACGAAAUAUAUAAAAGAAUACCCACAAAACUUAUAUUUUUAGUUAAUCGAUCGAUGGUGCAUUUAAGAAAAAAACUGUAACAAAAAGUGAAAUUACUGUCUCUAAUUGUAUAAAAGAUUAUAAACAAAAUACCUUAAACUAAUAAUACUUUAAUAAAUAUUCCUUAAAUAGAUAACAAUUAAAAGAAACAUAAAAAUUAUUUAGAAAAAUACUUGAAAAAUUUCCACUCUUUAUAUUUAAAACAAGUUAAUAAAUAAAUAAAUAAGUAAUAAAAAGAAAAUAAAAUUUAAAAGUGAAAAUAUAUAUUUUUAAAAAUAAAUAAAACAACUUUAACUCUAUCACAGCAGCUGCUACAUAGUAGGAAUUUGUUCAUCAUUUUCAUCAACUGGGAAUACAAGUUUUAAGAGGAAAUCAGCCAUUACAACACACAUCAAUCGAAAUGUCAAACGAACAAAAGCAACGUAUUCAAGUGCCCGAUGCACUAAGAGAGGUGCUAUUGGAAUUCUCCAUUGCCUAUCUGCUGGAACAGCCAGGUGAUGUUGUUGACUUUGCCGUCGAAUACUUUACAAAACUUCAAGAGAAUCGCCGACAAGUGGGAUUCAUUCGUGAAACGGAUCGUGGUUCCGUCGACGAUAGCGUCAUGUCUCAAGAAGAAGAUGAUGAACCUGCAGCACCACGUUUUUCCACACGUCGUAAGUCUGUCUUUGCCGAGGCCUAUGAUCCAGAAAAUGAUGCUGAUGACGAUGAGGGGGCCACUGCCGUAUUUCCCAAAUCAGAUGAACAGCGCGCCCGAUUAGUAGAAUCGGUUAAGAAUGUUUUAUUAUUCCGUUCCUUGGAAAAAGAACAAAUGAAUCAAGUACUGGAUGCCAUGUUUGAAAGAAGGGUUUUACCCGAUGAGUAUAUAAUACGUCAGGGUGAUGAUGGUGAUAACUUUUAUGUUAUUGAAUCCGGUACAUACAAAGUUAUUGUUAAUGACAAUCAUGUACAUACAUACAACAAUAGUGGUAUAUUUGGUGAACUGGCUUUACUCUACAAUAUGCCCAGAGCUGCAACUAUACAGGCGGAAACAGAAGGUUUAUUGUGGGCUAUGGAUCGUCAGACUUUCCGUCGUAUCCUAUUGAAAUCCGCAUUUAAAAAGAGAAAAAUGUAUGAAUCAUUAUUGGAUAGUGUGCCAAUGCUAAAAGCUUUACAGAAUUAUGAACGUAUGAAUUUGGCUGAUGCUUUGGUUACCAAACGUUAUAACAAAAAUGAAAGAAUUAUUAAACAAGGUGAUGCUGCUGAUGGCAUGUAUUUCAUAGAAGAAGGUACUGUGGCCAUUAAAAUGGAUCAAGAUGGUUCGGAAAUAGAAAUUUCUAAACUUGGCAAGGGAGAAUACUUUGGUGAAUUGGCCCUGGUAACACAUCGGCCACGUGCUGCCUCGGUUUAUGCAGAUUGCGACGUUAAAGUGGCAUUCCUAGAGGUUGAGGCAUUCGAACGUUUAUUGGGACCCUGUAUGGACAUCAUGAAGCGUAACAUAGAUGAUUAUGAAACACAAUUGAUAAAGAUUUUUGGCAGCAAAAAUAAUAUCACCGAUACACGAUAAAAAGUCUGAUGUUUAAAAAAAAAUAUUUUUAAUUAAAACAACAAGAAAAAAAAACAACAUAUUAUUUAAAACACAUAGAUACAAAUAAACCAACAACAUAUACAUGAUUAAAAAGCUACAAAACGUAAACAACUGCACAAAAUGUUUAAGAAUGAAAACGCAGAAAAAUGUUUUUAAAACGAUCACCAAAAAAAAA